AUGGAUGUUUGCGGCAAAAGUUGCAUUCUGCAUAACCUUUUCUUUGGCGUGACUGUCCCGCUUCUUGGCCUAGACUCGGUCAUCGGAGACUUCCCUGAUGGGUUCAAGGUUCGCAAGUUGCUCAUGCGGUCGUCGUCUCCAGACGACCUUGUUGUCCUUGUCACCACUGACAAGUGCGACAAUUACCAGAUCAUCCUAUGCCGCCCUGGGAAGCCGGGAGCGUGGGCAACCAAGCCGCAUGCCAUGCCAUAUGCACACAUCAGUGACGUUGCGUUUCUUGGAGACAAUCUUUAUGGACUCACUUCUGCCAAGGGCCCAGUGCACUUGGGUCUUGGUGAGGAUUCUGACAUCGGCCUUGUGCACUUAGGUCCUGGCGAGGAUUCUGACAACAAGCCAAUUGUUACCAACUUUGAGCACAUUAUCAAGUACCAGCAUAGCGAUGACGACGAUGAGGUGUACGUCAACGGGGACGACCGUGACGACGAGGUGUCCAUCAACGGGGACGGCGAUGACGAUGAGGUGUCAAUUAACGAGGGUGGCAGUGAUGAGCCUGAAGAUCCGGACGGCACAGUUGAGGCUGAGGACAUGAUCGUAAAAAGCCGGUACCUCGUCGAGUCGGACGGCAAGCUACUGAUGGUGAAACGGUGUCAACUGUCGUCGCCGUACCUUGGCACACACAACCUCGAGGUUGACGUCAUGGAAGCGGACAUGGAUGCCGGGCUGUGGGUCCCGGCGACCGCUGCCGAUGCCCGGGCGAUAUUCAUCAGCAAGCAGUCCUCCAAGUCUGCCCCCGCGCACGAAAAAGCCCAGACCAGAGGGUUCAAAUGUUACUUUGACAACGAGCACGACAAGUUCACUCCCUGCGACGGGACCCACGCUAGCCUUCAAGCCUUAUUCAACAAGAAAUCAACGUGGGUUUUCCCUCCAGAGGUAGUUAUCUAG
Molecule: messenger RNA, 942 nt
Organism: Brachypodium distachyon (stiff brome)
Lineage: Eukaryota; Viridiplantae; Streptophyta; Magnoliopsida; Poales; Poaceae
Exons: 1
Coding region: 1-942 (313 amino acids)
Source: RefSeq, a predicted model, not a curated record